UAGCAGACGAUCAGUAAUGUCUGAACCAGUGCACAGAAGAGGUGUUCGCUGCGUAUUACGAAUAAUUUUAUCUCAAAAUGAGUCUUAAUAAGGAUACAUUAAUCCAUCUAUUUGCCGGCGGGUGUGGUGGAACAAUGGGUGCAGUGGUCACAUGCCCUCUGGAGGUAGUCAAGACACGACUACAGUCCUCUACAUAUGGGUAUAUGAGUGGCUCUCUGCCCCCACCUGCAGCAAGACAAGGUGGCUCCACCACAUGCCCCACUAUGCCCCAUCUCAAGCAUCGUGGAGGUAGUGCUCGGAGACUUUGCACAAGUGCUCUGAGGUCUGGCACUCAAGUUGUGCAUCUCUCACAGCAACUUCCAAACCCUCAAGGACAGCGUCACACUGUAUCAAUUUUGCAUUGCCUCAAAUACAUAAUUGAGGUUGAAGGCCCACGGGCAUUAUUCCGGGGUCUUGGUCCUAACCUUGUUGGGGUUGCUCCCUCCCGAGCUAUCUACUUCUGCUCCUACUCCCAGAUGAAGAAAGUCCUCAACUCUAACCUCAGCUGUCCUGAUUCUCCUGUUGUGCAUAUAUUGUCGGCAUCUUGGGCUGGCUUCACUGCGUGCACAGCCACCAAUCCAAUCUGGUUCAUCAAAACUCGCCUGCAGCUGGACAACAGUAUUUAUGGCAGUAGUACCUCAGCACUUCAGUGUAUACGUCGUACUUACCGUCAACAGGGUAUUGGUGGGUUCUACCGGGGGAUCACAGCAUCAUACUAUGGCAUCUCGGAAACUGUCAUCCACUUCGUAAUAUACGAAGCCAUCAAGGCAAAGCUCAUUGCUGAUAGGCAAGGUAAUCCCAAUAAUCGGUCAACUCGGGACUUCCUGGAGUUCAUGCUUGCAGGUGCAACGUCAAAAACAAUAGCAUCCUCCAUCUGCUACCCACAUGAAGUAGCAAGAACACGGAUGAGAGAAGAGGGCCGCAAGUAUCGAGGCUUUUGGCAGACUCUUGGUCUUGUACUCCGUGAGGAAGGAUGGGGUGGGCUGUACCGUGGACUGGCAACACAACUUGUCCGACAAAUUCCCAAUACUGCGAUUGUGAUGGCCACAUACGAGGGAGUUGUGUAUGUCCUCACAAGGCACUUCUGCGAACGUGACAGUGAAUUCUAUGAAGACGAUGGCUAUGAUGAUGACAUGGAUGACAACACAACAGAGUAAUUUUAAAAAUUCUGUAAAGGUGAUGUUAAUCUCUAGUGAAGUGACAGAAAAGAUGUUUAAAUGCAAUUGGUAAAUAAUUGACUAUUAUGUGACCCAUUGAAAUUUGCCAAAGUCGAUAACAUAUUGGAAAGUCACUUUCUGUGGUACCUAAGCUGCAACUACACAUACCUUGUUAAUGAUAGGUGUAUUACAGAUUUUACUUCAGAUGUUUUGAUAUUGAUAUUCUGUAGAUAGGAUGAAAUAAUUUACCAUAUUGAAGCUCCUACUUUGCAUUGUCCCCCACAAAAAAGGUGUGAUCCUAAUUCACAGUACAGUAGUUGAAUUUUUUCUAUCAGUGCUCAAUACAGGUAAUUAUUUCACCAUUCGUUCUACUUUGUGUUACAGUAAGUAAACUGUUUGCAGAGUAAUCCUUGACAGAGAUACCAAUUAUACACCAUUUUGUUUUAAUGUCUUCCAGUACUUUAGAUGGAUUCUUUCCCCCUUUGUUUUUAACUAAAGCCAUGCCAACUAAGGUGCUUACAAAUUGUUCCUAGUGAUGAUGUUGAAAUUUAAGUUAUAUAUAAACAGUAUAUAGUAUAUAUAUAUAUAAAAUUUCUUGUGAUGUGCUCCAUGUUACUUGUACUGGUGGCUGAAGAUAACCAACUCCAAAACUUUUUUUUUUGUCUUGUGGUCUCUCCUCAAGUGUUGGAAUUUCUGUAAUCAACAUCAGUUAUAAAGAACAUAAAUUUAGUAGCAGUCACUUUAUGGUUUUUUCUUCCAAGUUCACAGUAGUGCAUUUUCAAGCAGGCAUUCAGAAAACAGAAAUUAUGAAGGAGUGAUUCUUAUUCAUCGGCAGUCUAGUGUCGAGAUAUUUAUAUGCAGUACCGCUCCUGAAAAUAUUUUGUGAAUAUGAACAUUUACACAAAAUUUAGCCAAAAUAAGUGUUUCUAAUUUGAAGUGGAACACAAGUUAGGAUGUUUGCUCUAAGGAUGAAUCUUAUCAGAGCUCCGUUUAAAGUAAUGUACAGAUAAUGAUACAAUUUAAUGAAAUAAUCAUCACUCAUAACUUAUGCUGUAAAUUGAUAAGUCAGUUUUGCUUGCUGUCAAAUAGGAAUGGUUAGCUUGGCAAAUAGUAAGUCCUAGUACAAUAAUAGUAAUAAAUAGGAGAGUUGUGGUCAUAUUAGUCACUGGAAAUGUGAUCACAACCAUUAGUACUAUUAUGAAUACUGAAAGAGGUUUGUCUAUUGUUACCAGCUUUAGAAAGAGUUGCUUGAAAUCUUGUAACUUUGCGGUGCUAGCUUUAUGAACUCGGUACUGUAUGUAAGAAGCUACCACUUUAAACUGCUGUCAGGAGUGCACUUAUUAGUUUCUGACGUGUACAAGCUAUCCUGUAUUGAUGACAGUUAAGUAAGCUUAUUCUGUUGUGUAGAUGAGAUACUGUAGAUCUAGUUAUGUGCCUUUGAAGAAGACAAUACAAUACUGCUACCUAAUAGUGUAAAAAUCCAUCUUUUCAUAUCAGAGAUUGAUAUCAUUUGCAUUCAGCUGGUGUUACAAAAUGUAAUUAUAAUUUUUAUACUGAAAUCAAAGGUGAGCGGCAAUAAUUUGCCUUACCAGAUCUAGUGGCAGUGUUAGAGCCAUGUCAAUACCCAAUUACACCAUUCUAGCAGGUAUCACAAAAACAAGUUUGUGCAAUGAAUAAUAGGACAUUCAGCUUGGAGUAAUUAAUAUUGUUUGUUUAUCAACUUUCUUGGUUCUGUAAUGUCAAGUAAUUCUACAAGAUCUUGUUUAAUUUUAUUUGGAGGUACAAUAGUGCUAUUCAAUAUUUUGAUUUCUGAGGAAAUGCCGAGUUGCUGCGUUCCCAUUAUUUAUGGGUUUUCUUGUUCUUGUCUAGUCGCACACAUUCAGAGAUGUGGCUGUGAGUGUUACAUUAGGUUUGGUUCUCAUUUGAAAACUGCAGGGUUAUGGAGUAGUCAAUCUGAUUAUGGUUUGCUGAUCUAUAUUCAGUUUGAAUGUUCCUUGUAAGUGUGUUUGAAGUAUUUUUUUCUAACUUGUGUGAAUGAUAUUGCCUGUUUAGCUUUGGAGCAGUUUUCAUUACUAGGUUUCAUCUUCAUUACAGUAAAAAUUGUAUCAUUUAGGUUGUGAGGUUUCAUUUUUUUUUUUUUU
This is a messenger RNA of Homarus americanus (American lobster), 3337 nucleotides long. It is a transcript of the gene Rim2, whose product is annotated as solute carrier family 25 member 36-like. Bases 78 to 1196 code for a protein of 372 amino acids. Gene Ontology annotation, biological process: pyrimidine nucleotide import into mitochondrion. Gene Ontology annotation, molecular function: pyrimidine nucleotide transmembrane transporter activity. Gene Ontology annotation, cellular component: mitochondrion. The record is from RefSeq and is a predicted model, not a curated record. NCBI's taxonomy places the organism in Eukaryota, Metazoa, Arthropoda, Malacostraca, Decapoda, Nephropidae. The transcript has 8 exons.